Chondrus crispus (carragheen) is the source of this 2976-nucleotide messenger RNA. RefSeq lists its product as hypothetical. Lineage: Eukaryota; Rhodophyta; Florideophyceae; Gigartinales; Gigartinaceae. Gene Ontology annotation, biological process: telomeric loop disassembly; negative regulation of t-circle formation; regulation of double-strand break repair via homologous recombination. Gene Ontology annotation, molecular function: ATP binding; hydrolase activity, acting on acid anhydrides, in phosphorus-containing anhydrides; DNA polymerase binding. The coding region runs from base 1 to 2976 and encodes 991 amino acids. Gene Ontology annotation, cellular component: nucleus. The record is from RefSeq and is a predicted model, not a curated record. The transcript is spliced from 4 exons.
AUGGUCUUCCUCACGAUCAACAAAACCCAAGUCGACUUCCCGUACCCGCCCUACCCCGUCCAGCUGCGCUACAUGCACCGCGUAAUCGACGCCCUCCGAAACGGCGACAACGCGCUCCUCGAGUCGCCCACGGGCACGGGCAAGACCCUAUGUCUGCUGUGCGCGACGCUGGCCUGGCGCCGCACCUACAACGCGGGCCUCGCCCCGCCCGCCGGCCCCGCCUCCUCCCUCGCCGCCCUCAUCCGCCCCGACCUGGCGCCGCAGCUCUCGACCCCCCGCAUCAUCUUCUGCUCGCGCACGCACUCGCAGCUUGCGCAGGCUGUCGCGGAGCUCAAGAAGACCGUGUACAAGCCCGGCAUGUCCCUGCUCGCGAGCCGCGACCAGCUCUGCGUGCACGACAUCGCCUCAACUUUCUCGGGCUCACGUCUCAACGCCAAGUGCCGCCGCAUCACCGCCCCGGCGAAACGACAGUGCAGGUUCCACCUCCCUGUCGCUAGUAACCGACCGCAUGAGAACCGCGCCCCGGAGCUCAUCGACAAGCUGCACAGUCAACCGCCCAUGGACAUCGAGGACGUCCGCGCGUUUGGCAUUUCCGAAGGCGCGUGCCCGUGGUUCUUGUCCCGCGCAGCGGCGAAAACCGACUCGUGCGAGAUACUGUUUUUGCCGUACAAUUACCUGCUUGACCGUUCCGCCCGUCAGUCGCUCGGCAUUGAUUGGGUUAAUGAUAUCCUCAUCAUCGAUGAAGCGCACAACCUUGAGGCUGUAUGUGCGGAUGCUAUGAGCUUUGACUUGCCAGAAUCGGUGCGUGUGGCAUGUCUCAGCGAGCUUUCUCAGCUUAUCGAGUACUCGAUUCAGAUUCGGUUGAUGCGCUCGAUUUUGAAUGAUGUCGAGGCCUUUAUCAACGGCGUCCAGUUUGAUCGGGGGGAAGGGUCCGAUAUCUCCUUCCGCGUUUUCCCUGCUUCAGAGUUGAGGAAGCAGUUCGAAAGCUCAGGCGCCUUGACCGCGGAAACGUAUGAGAUGUUUCUCGAAUUGCUAGACAGAGCGAUGGGCAUCCAGGCCGAGGUAUCAAAACCCGAAUCCAGUUCCGGCCGGGGACUUUUGGCCUCCCAAGCACCUAUUCUGUCAGCUGGUAGCAAUACCAUCAAGAUCGUGCAAACCGCAAUUCGCGUUUUGUUUGAGAGCGCCGCGUCCGGUUACGAGCGUAGCUGCCGCACUGUAGUACAGCAAAACCGUUCCAAACCUGGCAGAACGGUUUCAUAUUGGUGUUUUAAACCGGCGGUCACGAUGCGAAACCUUCAGAGUUUAAAGAUGCGUAGCAUGCUGUUGACUAGUGGAACACUGUCGCCAAUGGAAUCCUUCGCCUCGGAGUUGGGUGUACACUUCCCAAUUCGGCUGGAGAAUCCCCAUGUUGUGACCAAACCACAGAUAUGGGCGGGGGUGAUAAAAACGGGGCCUGAUCAUGAAGGACAAAAAGGAGGCAGGUUGACUUCUGCGUUUUACGCGCGUGGGGAUGCGGCUCAUGUUGAGCUGGGUCGCACCAUGAUAAAAAUAGCGUCGCUCGUUCCUGAUGGACUACUGGCGUUCUUUCCGUCAUACGGCUCUUUGCAUUCAUGUAUUGAAGCUUGGAAGCGUCUCGGCCCUGGCUUGGACGGCGCCAGACCCUCCGUAUGGGAGCACCUUCUCCGCCACAAGCAAAUUGUUGCAGAGGAACGAGACGCAGCGAAGUGUUCCGCGGCGAUUCUCGCGCACAGAACAAAUGUUGACGCACGCGUCGGAUCCAUUCUUCUGGCUGUCUGUCGAGGAAAAGUCUCAGAGGGUAUUGAUUUCAGUGAUGAGUACGGGCGUGCAGUUGUGAUUACCGGGCUUCCCUUUCCGGCCGCCAUGGAUCCCAAAGUUAUACUAAAAAGGGAGAUAUCUGACGAGGAGGCUAAGGCUUGGUACACUGGACAAGCUUUGAGGGCUGUCAAUCAGGCCGUUGGAAGAGCGAUAAGGCACAAAUACGACUAUGGUGCGAUUAUUUUGUGCGAUGAGCGAUACCAGUCAAAGAAUGUACAGAAGCAGGUGUCCAAGUGGAUUCGUCCGAGCUUAACAAUCUGCCCAAGCUUUGGAGACGCAGAGCAGUCGUUGGGGUCUUUUUUUUCGAACGCCGUCAAAUCCUCGUUCGCGAAAGAUGGGGAGGCAAGAAGACUAGAAGCAAGAAGAAAAAAGAAGGAAUCUGGUGCAGACAAGCGACCAGAAGAAAACACAGACGCUGUUGUAGUGGCGCAGGAGGCUAUCAGUAGGAUUCUGCCACCGCCAAAGUCGGAGGAGCAGUUUCUAAAACAGAUUUUUUCGCUGUCAGAUGAACUGGCAACACGGAACGGAAAACGGAAGGAGAAGAUAGAAGUGCACCCUCGUGCAAAAGAUACCCCAAAAUUUAGGAUCUUAGACUUUAGUGGAGACAGAGCACGUGGGGGCCUGAAGGAUAGUGGAUUUGGAGGAAAUGACAAGAGGCCCAGGCCCAAUAAGCGAGCAACGCAAGAAUCAAGUAGAAGCUCGGAGUUUCUCGCUGCUCGAGCAAAACGAAUUGAAGAUGAAGAAGGUCGAGGGAAGCCUUCGCCGCUUAUUCGCAGGGAAAAACGGCUUCGAACAGCAGCAUCUGGACAAAGCACUGAGGGCAUGGGAAGAAGGAAGAGACGGGAAGUUGCUUUCUCGGUACAAAUCAAGCAAGUGUUCGAAGGUCAGGAAGGCAUUCGCCAGUUUUUGGCUCUCUUCCGCGAAAUUUUGAGAAUUCAGACAGAAAUCAAAGAAGGGACUGGGCCCCUUCAAUCCGAUGAGCAACUGCAGGCAUGCCUCAAAGAAGCGAAGGCGUCUACUGAAAAGAUUAUUGCGCUAAUAAGGGAAAAGGCAAAUGGCGAAGAUAUCGAGACAUUUUUGCGAAAUCUUAGGGUGAAGUUCCCUGUAGAAUUUCGACACUGGUACGAUGCUGCUCUGUAG